CUACUGACAUUGUUGCUCUGUGACUACUGAAGUGUGUUCUACGGCUUGUCGCCGUGUACUUCUCCAGAAAGUUUUGCUUUGGCAAACGUUGGCAGUAAAAAAGGUUUAGGUGACUAAUGUUAACCGACAGGUUUGUUGUUAUCCCUUUUGGGAACACUGCCGACUUUGUUGAGGCUGGCACUUUACCUGUAGGCGGAGAUGACAACAAUGCAAAUCAUAGGGAUAACGAAGUGCCCAUCUUGGAAUACAAUAGGGAGCCCAACAGAUACGGAGAUGAGAACCCCAGAGAAAGCAGCCCCUUCAUUAACAAUGACACUGACAAAGGAAAUCUGUACGAGGGAAAGAACAUGGCUCUGUUUGAGGAAGAAAUGGACAGUAAUCCCAUGGUGUCAUCACUGCUUAAUAAAUUGGCCAAUUACACCAACCUGACCCAAGGUGUCAUUGAACAUGAAGAGGCUGAAAAUGAAGAUGGAGUGAAGAAAAAAGCAGUGAAAAGUCCACAAAUGGGCACCUUCAUUGGUGUGUACCUCCCCUGUAUGCAGAACAUUCUCGGUGUCAUCCUCUUCCUACGUCUGACAUGGAUUGUUGGAACUGCUGGGAUUCUGGAGUCCUUUGCCAUUGUCUUUAUGUGCUGUGCUUGUACAAUGCUGACGGCGAUAUCGAUGAGUGCCAUUGCAACCAAUGGUGUUGUACCAGCUGGUGGCUCUUAUUACAUGAUUUCAAGAUCUCUGGGUCCGGAGUUUGGAGGAGCUGUGGGCUUGUGCUUCUACCUUGGCACAACAUUUGCUGGCUCCAUGUAUAUCCUUGGUACCAUUGAGAUCCUACUUACCUAUAUUGUUCCCAGUGCUGCUGUAUUCAAAGCAGAGGAAAAGGAAUACGAGACAGUGGCCAUGCUCAAUAACAUGCGGGUCUACGGCACAUGUUGCAUCAUUCUUAUGGCACUUGUGGUUUUUGUGGGAGUGAAGUAUGUCAACAAGCUAGCCCUAGUCUUCCUGGCCUGCGUGGUGCUGUCCAUUUUAGCAAUCUAUGCUGGAGUCAUCAAGACCGCCUUCGAUCCACCAGAUUUCCCGCAGCAUCAGCAUCUGGGCUUCCCGAAGGAUUUCCCCCAUUUGCGUCAUAAAAUCCCGGAUUACUCGCAAAUGAUCCUUGCUCUUCCCCAGUCGCUUUUUGGAUACCUGCUGGCCUGGGGGGUCUACCAUUGGUUAGUUAAUGCUAGAGGAGAAGCCGAGGCUGUAGGGCUGGUGCAACGCGAAAGGCGAAGAGAAGGAGAUUUAAACCCUACCUUCCUUCGAUUAUCAUGGGAAUCCUUAGCGAACAAGAUGGAACUGGGAGCAUUGCUGAGGAGCCAGAAGAAGUAUCGUGAAUGCAGUAUCAUGUGUUUCAACAAGACGUGGCUGCAGGAACUUAUUCCGGACUCGAACGUUACCAUCGGCGGCUUUCAGACGGUGCCGGCGGACAGAAACACCAAGAGCGAUAACCUGUGGAGCGAUUAUGGGCCCCAGACCAUGCUUGUUGAGAAGAAGAACCAGCCCUCUGUUCCUGCAGUGGAUGUCUCUAGUAAUGCUAAUUUGCCUUAUGUGUCAAAUGAUAUUGCUACAUUUUUCACUCUCCUGGUUGGGAUCUACUUUCCUUCAGUGACAGGAAUAAUGGCUGGAUCAAACAGGUCAGGAGAUCUGCGUGAUGCUCAGAAGUCUAUCCCGAUUGGCACUAUUAUGGCUAUAGCAACUACCUCCUUCAUUUAUAUUUCAUGUGUGCUGUUGUUUGGUGCCUGCAUUGAAGGUGUGGUCUUAAGAGACAAGUUUGGAGACUCAGUAAGUGGGAAUCUGGUGAUUGGUACAUUAUCCUGGCCUUCUCCCUGGGUCAUUGUUAUUGGCUCAUUUUUUUCCACCUGUGGAGCUGGAUUGCAGAGCCUCACGGGAGCCCCACGGCUUUUGCAGGCCAUAGCAAGAGAUGGAAUUGUGCCUUUUCUACAGGUUUUUGGUCAUGGAAAAGCAAACGGUGAGCCAACCUGGGCCUUACUGCUCACUGCAGGCAUCUGUGAAAUAGGAAUUCUUAUUGCAUCUUUGGACAACGUGGCUCCGAUUCUCUCAAUGUUCUUCCUGAUGUGCUACUUGUUUGUCAACCUGGCCUGUGCUGUACAGACUCUGUUGCGAACCCCCAACUGGAGGCCUCGUUUCAAAUUCUACCACUGGACCCUGUCUUUCCUAGGGAUGAGCCUGUGCCUCGCUCUGAUGUUCAUUUGCUCCUGGUAUUACGCACUUAUGGCCAUGAUGAUUGCUGGCUGCAUAUACAAAUAUAUUGAAUAUCGAGGAGCUGAAAAGGAAUGGGGAGAUGGGAUUAGAGGUUUGUCCCUCAAUGCAGCACGCUAUGCCCUCAUCAAGCUGGAGGAGGCGCCACCUCACACCAAAAACUGGAGACCCCAGCUUUUGGUGCUACUGAACUUGGACUUGGAUCACAGUGUGAAACACCCACGGCUGCUCUCCUUUACCACCCAGCUGAAGGCAGGGAAGGGACUAACCAUUGUUGCCUCUGUUCUCGAGGGAUCAUAUCUAGCAAAGAAGCCUGAGGCAAAGAGAGCUGACCAGGCUAUAAAGUCCACUAUGUCUGCAGAGAAGACCAAAAGCUUCUGUCAUGUAGUGGUGUCCUCAAACCUGCGUGAUGGAUUCUCCCACCUUAUACAGUCGGCAGGGCUGGGUGGCAUGAAGCACAACACAGUGCUAAUGGCAUGGCCUCACAGCUGGAAACAAGAUGACAAUUCCCUCAGCUGGAGAAACUUUAUUGACACAGUGAGAGAGACCACAGCUGCACAUCAGGCCCUGCUGGUUGCCAAAAACAUAGACUCAUUCCCUAGCAAUCAGGAACGCUUCAGUGAAGGUACCAUUGACGUGUGGUGGAUAGUCCAUGAUGGAGGACUACUCAUGCUGCUGCCCUUUCUGCUGCGCCAGCACAAGGUGUGGAGGAAAUGCAAGAUGCGCAUUUUCACUGUAGCCCAGAUGAAUGACAAUAGUAUUCAGAUGAAAAAAGACUUGCAGAUGUUUCUGUAUCACCUCCGGCUUGAUGCUGAAGUAGAGGUAGUGGAAAUGCAUGACAGUGAUAUCUCAGCUUUCACAUAUGAAAAAACAUUAGUGAUGGAGCAGCGCUCUCAGAUGCUGAAGCAGAUGCAGCUUUCCAGGACAGAGAGAGAAAGAGAGAUUCAGAGCAUCACUGAUGAGUCUCGUAGCUCCAUUAGAAGGAAGAACCAUUCUAGCACGCAGCCUGACAGCACUGAUGAUCACGUCAUCCAGCUCAAUGACAAACAAGAGGAUGAGGCCCAGCUAAUCCACGACAGGAACACAGCAUCCCAUUCCACUCUCAGUGCCAAAGCAGAUGCCACACCAGAGAGAGUGCACAUGACCUGGACCAAAGACAAGCUCAUCUCAGAGAAGAACCGAAACCGAGAGGCUAACAUAGGAGUCCGGGACCUCUUCAACAUGAAACCAGAAUGGGAAAGUCUGAACCAGUCCAACGUGAGGAGGAUGCACACGGCUGUGAAGCUCAAUGAGGUGGUGUUGUGUAAAUCCCAGCAGGCUCAACUGGUCUUGCUCAACAUGCCUGGGCCCCCUACAAAUAAGGAAGGGGAUGAAAACUACAUGGAGUUCCUGGAAGUUCUGAUUGAAGGCCUGAACAGAGUGUUGCUAGUACGUGGUGGAGGAAGGGAGGUCAUCACUAUCUACUCCUAAAUCCAGGCACUGCUCCAAGUGAAAACUGCUGCUAACUGUGUGGGGGGCACAGUGAAUGCCAUUGGUCGAAAAAGACAGCAUAGGGUCCAGUGAGGAAAGUCCUGAUCAGGAUGGACUGCGAAAUAUCUGGGACCUUUUAUCACACUAACCAGAGGAGGUAGUAUGUUGGCACUUCUGUUUUAGUGUUUAUUUUUUAGUUAAAUGUUGUAUACAAUAGAUUAUAUUUUGUUCCAUUUUAAAAAAUAUUUUGUUUUAGAAUAUAAAAAUGCUGCUGAGGACACCAGUGCGAAUAUGGAAGUUGUCUAUUUAAAAAAAAAACAUCAGUCCAUUUCCAGACUGCCUUCUGGAUGUUUUGCAAGGCUACCAUCUUUGCACUUACUGUAACUUUGACAGCAUUUGUCCUAGAAGGUCCUCAUAUACUUGCAGUGGUGUUUUUGCUUUUGUUAAAGGAGCAUGUUUUGAGGAAAAGCUGUGCGUUUGAUGUGAUUUUCCACCUUUAUAUCCACAUGGAAAUUUGCCACAAAAAAAUUUUGAAGUAUUACUCAGACAUCAGUUUUGUUUAGGCUGUAAGUCAGAACUAUUAUUUUGUGUUUAAAAAUAGCCAUAGCUUGUUUUUCAAAGGUUUGGGUUGAGUCAUCAUGAUGGUUUUUUUUCCUACAAGAUUGAUGUUCACACCAUUGCUGUUCAUGAUUCUUAGAUAAGAGCAUUUCAUGUGAGAAAUUAAAAAUUAGUUGUUUUUAUCUUAAAUCUAUUUAAUUGCAUUAUACUGUAAUGUCUAUACUGUAUUUUUUACAUAAAAUGUCCAAAUGGUCUGAAUACUAGUAAUACAAAUUCACUAGGGAUGCUGUCAGAAAAAGAUGUUGUCUGCCUAGAGAAUCAGAUCAAUAUCCAUGCGACUUACAUAUCUUAAUAAUCAAUUUAAAUUGAUUUUUUGUCCAUUAUUUUUAUUCUGCUGUUGACAUGGUGCACAGUUAAACCUCUCCAAUAUAAGACUUAGCUAAAGAAUGUUCAUGGCUCUAGUGAUAAGGAAUGACAGUUGUGUAGUUUGUCAGAGUCUGUUGUGCAUUAAAACCAAGAUAUCAUUCUGCUUUGAUAGCUAAUAGCUAAUGAGAGUCACCCUGCCCUGUCACCCUGCAACUUACAAUUGGCAACCCACUGAAGCUAAGCAGGUGUGAACCUGGUCAGUACCUGGAUGGGAGA
This is a messenger RNA of Lepisosteus oculatus (spotted gar), 4919 nucleotides long. Lineage: Eukaryota; Metazoa; Chordata; Actinopteri; Semionotiformes; Lepisosteidae. The record is from RefSeq and is a predicted model, not a curated record.